This is a messenger RNA of Sordaria macrospora k-hell, 4611 nucleotides long. RefSeq lists its product as uncharacterized. The record is from RefSeq and is a predicted model, not a curated record. NCBI's taxonomy places the organism in Eukaryota, Fungi, Ascomycota, Sordariomycetes, Sordariales, Sordariaceae. Gene Ontology annotation, biological process: negative regulation of gene expression via chromosomal CpG island methylation. Gene Ontology annotation, cellular component: nucleus. Gene Ontology annotation, molecular function: DNA (cytosine-5-)-methyltransferase activity; chromatin binding; DNA binding.
AUGGAUUCGCCAGAUCGCGGCCACGGAGGCAUGUUUAUCGACGUCCCCACCGACGUCAUGGGCAUCCAAGAAGAUUACUUGGAUAUGUUUGCGUCCGUUCUCAGCCAGGGUUUGGCCACAGACGGAGACUACGUUCAACCGCCCCCGACGACGACGACGACGAUUACGCCACCAAGCCACGAAGACCCUCAACUUCAACUCCAACUCGAGCUCGAGCAGCAGUUCCAAGCCGAAUCUGGCCAGAAUGGCGAAGAUACCGGGCCUGUGCCUGAGUCCGAAGAUGAGGCUGAUCUUCCAGAUGGGUUUUCAGACGAGGCCACAGAUGGGGUCUUGGACGAGGGCCCAGAUUAUGUUUUCGUUGUCCAGCGAAGUAAACACAUCACUGUCGACUUGCCAGUAUCAACUUUGGUAAAUCCAAGGUCGAAAUUCCAAAGGGUAGAUGAAAGAAAAGAUAAUCCCAUACCGCCACCGCCGUCAACACCUGAGCGCAUCGCUGUUGAGGAUCUCUUAAAGGCUGCGAAAGCGGCUGGUAAGUCCAAAGAGGAUUAUAUCGAAUUUGAGCUACACGACUUCAACUUCUACGUAAACUACGCUCACCACCCCCAAGAGAUGCGGCCGAUUCACCUUGUAGCGACCAAGAUGCUGCACGACAAGUACUACUUCGACGGGGUCCUGAAGUUUGGCAAUACCAAGCACUACGUCACCGGCAUGCAAGUGAUGGAGUUGCCUGUGGGCAAUUAUGGUGCGUCUCUGCACAGCGUCGAAGGCCAGAUCUGGGUUCGCUCCAAGCUCAACGCCAAAAAAGAGAUCUACUACCUGCUCAAGACGCCAGCGCUGGAAUACCAGCGAUUUUACCAGCCGUUUCUUUGGAUCGCAGACCUGGGAAAACAUGUCGUUGACUACUGCACUCGCAUGGUCGAAAGGAAGCGCGAGGUUACACUGGGCUGUUUCAAGAGCAAGGGCGACUUCAUCCAGUGGGCGACCAAGGCUCACGGAAAGUCAAAGGCCUUUCGGAUGUGGCGGGCUCAACACCGGAGCGACGAUUACCGGACUUCGGUCGCUGCCAAUAUAGGGUAUAUCUGGAAGGAGGUGAAUGGAGUGGCGGGCGCUAGAAGAGCAGCGGGCGACAGACUUUUUCGGGAACUCAUGCUCGUUAAGCCCGGCCAGUAUCUCAGACAGGAGGUUCCUCCAGGCCCGCUCGUCACCGAAGGCGAUCGAACCGUUGCGGCUACCAUUGUCACUCCGUAUAUCAAGGAGUGUUUUGAUCAUAUGAUUCUUGGAAAGGUAUUGCGGUUGGCUGGCGAGGAUGCGGAGAAAGAGAAGGAUAGGCAGGUGAAGCUCACGAAGCUCGCGAAGCGUGUCAAGCAAGACACAACAGAGAACAUCGAGACAGAGGCCAAGGCGGACACCAAGGACGAAACCAUGACAGAGGAUUUAUCGAUACCACUUCAACCAUUGCCGCUGCAAGUGUCGGAGGUAAUCCCCAUCGUCGAUUCGGAUGUCAUUUCCAUCGUUUCCUCAGAUGUUCUGCCAGCACCAGGAAGCAAUCUACCGCCUCCGAUGAAGGAGAAUGUCAAGCCCAGGGCGAAAGCGAAAGCGAAAGCGAAAGCGAAAACACCACGACCAAACAUCAAACAGAUUCAUCCGGCCUACAUUAAAUACUUGUCCCAGGAACUUGUCGACCAGAUCAAGGUUGGAGACGUGAUUUCUACGCCUCGAGAUGAUAGCUCAAACACGGACACGAAGUGGAAACCGGCCGACACAGAUGACCACAGGUGGUUUGGCCUCGUUCAGAAAGUCCAUACUACCAAGACUAAGAGUGGCCGUGGCCUCGACCCCAAGAGUUUCGAUGUCAUAUGGUUUUACAGACCAGAAGAUACGCCAUGCUGCGCUAUGAAGUACAAGUGGCGCAACGAGCUCUUUCUUUCUAAUCACUGUACGUGUCAGGAAGGACAUCAUGCGCGUGUCAAGGGCAAUGAGGUACUUGCGGUCCAUCCAGUGGACUGGUUCGGAACUCCAGAAAGUUGCAAGGGCGAGUUUUUCGUUAGGCAGUUGUACGAGAGCGAGCAACGGAGAUGGGUUACGGUACAAGAGGCCCAUUUAACCUGCUACCAUAACCAGCCGCCAAAACCACCGACCCCUCCUUAUAAGCCUGGUGAUACUGUCCUGGCAACACUCUCUCCUUCCGACAGGUAUUCCGAACCGUACGAAGUGGUCGAAUUUUUUAGGCAAGGAGAGAAAGAGAAAGAGAAACCGUUCGUGCGACUUCGAAAGCUAUUGCGACGACGGAAAGUUGAUCGUCCAGAUGCGCCAGCUAACGAGCUUGUCUACACGGAGGACCUAGACCUGGUGGAGGUUCGAGGCGAGAGGAUCGUAGGAAAGUGUCUGGUCAGAUUUUUUCGCGCAGACGAGCGUAUCCCAAGCCCCUAUGACAGGGGAGGAACGGGGAACAUAUUCUUCAUCACCCAUGGGCUAGAAGACGAUGGAAAAUGCGUACCUCUCAAGACAUUCCCAAGCACUUUGCGCCAGGGAUUCAACCCCUUGGAGAAGAACUUACUUGGCAAGCCAAAGCUGAAGGGGAUGGAUCUAUACUGCGGCGGUGGUAAUUUCGGAAGAGGCCUGGAAGAGGGCGGGGUCGUCGAGAUGCGCUGGGCCAACGAUAUUUGGGACAAGGCUAUCCAUACCUACAUGGCCAAUACCCCGGAUCCGGAAAAGACGAACCCCUUUCUUGGCUCUGUGGAUGAUCUGCUUCGUCUUGCUCUGGAGGGUAAAUUUUCCGACAACGUGCCACGACCCGGCGAAGUCGACUUCAUCGCCGCCGGCAGCCCAUGCCCCGGUUUCUCGCUUCUCACCCAAGACAAGAAAGUCCUCAAUCAAGUCAAAAAUCAAUCCCUCGUAGCCUCUUUCGCCUCCUUCGUCGACUUCUAUCGACCUAAAUACGGCGUUCUCGAGAAUGUCUCCGGCAUUGUGCAGACAUUCGUAAACAGGAAGCAGGACGUCCUUUCACAGCUGUUCUGCGCUCUCAUAGGAAUGGGCUACCAAGCCCAACUCACCCUGGGCGACGCCUGGGCCCACGGCGCGCCUCAAAGCCGUGAGCGCGUCUUUCUGUACUUUGCUGCUCCGGGCCUUCCUCUCCCAAGCCCGCCUUUACCCUCCCAUUCCCACUACCGCGACAAAAACCGCAACAUCGGCUUUCUCUGCAACGGCGAGUCCUACGUCCAAAGGAUCUUCGUUCCCACCGCUUUCAAAUUCGUCUCUGCUGGGGAAAGCACCGCCGACCUCCCCAAAGUUGGCGAUGCUAAGGUAGAAGUUUGCACACCCUUUCCCGACCACCGUCUUGCGGCCGGUAUUACCCCGAAGAACCGCGCCCAGUAUGCCUGCAUCCCCACACACCCCUAUGGGAUGAGCUUCAACAAAGCCUGGAAUAAAGGUAACGGUAUAAUGACCAAGGGAGAUAGAGGUCUUUUCCCUAGCGAGGGCACAACGCGUACCAGCGAUGCUUCGGUUGGUUGGCGGAGGUUGAAUCCCAAGACGCUGUUUCCGACGGUCACUACUACCUGCAACCCCAGCGAUGCAAGAAUGGGUCCGGGGUUACAUUGGGAUGAACCACGGCCGUAUACGGUGCACGAGAUGCGCCGGGCCCAGGGGUAUCUGGAUGAGGAGGUGUUGGUGGGAAGGACGGCUGACCAGUGGAAGCUGGUUGGUAAUUCCGUGUCUAGGCAUAUGGCGCUGGCGAUUGGGUUGAAGUUUCGGGAGGCGUGGUUGGGGACGUUGUUUGAUGAGGGUGCUGAUUCCACUACUGUUGGCAGUGUUAUUGUUGCUGCUACGGCUAUGGCUUCGGCUACCAAUGCUAUGGCUUCGGCUACCAAUGCUGUGGCUGUUGGGAUCACGGUACCGGUUAUGGAAGAGGCGGGGGGUUUCUCGGUUUCACACUCGACAAGGCCGUCGAGGUCGCCUGUCCUCACUGGUGUUGAUGUCGACGACUCCAAGAGCAAGAGGGGCAGGAGUAGGAGUAGAAGUACUACGCCGGCUACGAUGAUUUCGACCUCUGAAUCGGCCGCGGGUGGAACGGCGGGUGCAGCUGGUCUGGAUGUGGAUGAUGACCAUGACAUUGAGAUGAUCGAGAUGACGGAGGCGACGAGGAAGAGAAGUUCGCCUGGUGAGGAGGAGGGUGGGCGGCCUAUUAAGGUGCAGAAAGUGGAUGAAGAUGACGCUGAAAGGAACGGGACUUCCAGACGGUCAUCUAGGACAACCUCCAGACAUCCAUCAAGGCAAGCAUCUGCACAACCACCCAAACAACCAUCGCAACAGGCAUCAAGGCAGCCAUCCCAACAACCCUCCAGACAGUCAUCCCGGCAAGCAUCCAGACAAUCCUCCAGGAAACCACCCCCCACGACUUACGAAGCUACUGCGCCGGAGGACCCCGCAUCAGACGCCGAAUCCUACCAGUCCUACCCAGAGACCUACGACAUGGAGGGUUUCGAUGGUGACUACAAUGGUGGCUUUAAUAACGAGGAACACGAGGAUGAUCAUGAUGACGAGGUCGGUGAAGAGGAAUACGCAGAACCAGAAAUGAUUACGGUCAACGGCAUGACGAUUGUCAAGUUGUAG